Molecule: messenger RNA, 854 nt
Organism: Homarus americanus (American lobster)
Lineage: Eukaryota; Metazoa; Arthropoda; Malacostraca; Decapoda; Nephropidae
Product: cuticle protein AMP1A-like
Exons: 3
Coding region: 97-507 (136 amino acids)
Cellular component (GO): chitin-based extracellular matrix
Molecular function (GO): structural constituent of chitin-based larval cuticle
Source: RefSeq, a predicted model, not a curated record
UGAUCUGCUCUUGUUGCAGGGGUGUGAGUGUGUGUAUAUAUAGCGUGUCUCCUCCUCACCAAACCACAUACUCUUCUUCGUCCUCACAGAGUCAACAUGAAGCUCGUCGUCCUCGCCUGCCUGGCCGCUGUCGCCGUCGCCGCCCCUCAGUUCCCGGAGGAUGACCCACGACACAUUGCUGUCCUGAGAGACAACCGUCACGACGACGGUGAAGGCAACUACAGGUAUGAGUUCGAGACCGAGAACGGCAUCUCCGUGAAUGCUGAAGGCCGCCCCGGCAACGUCGGCCAGGCCAACGUGCAGGGCUCCUACAGAUUCACGCUCGAUGACGGUACACGGGUCGAGGUCACCUACACAGCCGACGAGAGGGGCUUCGUCCCUGAAUCACCCAUCUUCCCUACCAGCCACCCACUGCCCGCCCACGUCCCUGAGCUGCUGGCCAUCGCUGCCGAACAGCGCCGUCAGGGCAUCACCUUCGACGAGCAGGGCAAGAGAGUGACUGGCUGAUUCUAAGUGACGAACCCUCGCAGGACUGUGAAUGUAUAUUGAAGAUGGCCACAGCAAGAAAAAAUGUUUCGGGGUCACAAUCUUGAGGCUUAUUGAAGACUGAUAGAUUCUGAAGAUGAUUUAGGGUAGAUUGUUAAUGCAUUCUUUAGUCAAACAAGGCCGCUUCAUAAUACAUUCUUAGCUUCCUAAAGCCAAUACAUCUGUAUACUCCUGGUUGACUUCUCUCUCAAAAGAACGUUCUUUACUGAGCAGUAAUUAUUUAGCAUAAGACGAUCAUGUCAUGAACUGUUUCGCUGUUAUUUCACAACUAAGUCAUGAGCAAACCGACCAAUAAAAUGUCGAGCAAA